This is a messenger RNA of Saccoglossus kowalevskii, 2189 nucleotides long. RefSeq names its product GSK-3 binding protein FRAT1 (gene frat1). Gene Ontology annotation, cellular component: cytoplasm. NCBI's taxonomy places the organism in Eukaryota, Metazoa, Hemichordata, Enteropneusta, Harrimaniidae. The record is from RefSeq and is marked provisional.
AUUCAUUCGAGUUGUUUGGUGCUCUCGAAUUUGUGAAUUGCUUCCUCUUAGUCGUCUUUAACUUCAUAUUUUGAAGAAAACUCGUCUCAAAAUGCCUGCCCUUGAAGGCCAAGUUAUAGUUAGGAGUACGAAUGUAUCAUCUACGUCAAUGGGAACUACUGAAAUCGACGAACUGGUGAAGAAAUUGAGCGAAACAUUGAGGCUGAAGGCCAAACAGAAACAGCGUGCCCACCGAGCUUCGCCUUACCAUAGUCCAUGUAAACAUUGUCGAACAGGUCAAGUCUGUCACAGUAAAGAUUGCAGCUAUCUUCGACACACACAUUCAAAGCGUAUCAAGAAGAAAACUGGUGAUAACGAUGCACAUAAGCUUCUAGAACAACUACUACGACAAGGUAACUUAAUUAAAGAGGCCGUCGGGAGGCUUAACUUCAAAUCAGAACCAAAAUGUAAAUAUUCCAGUCAAUGGUCUUAUUCUUCUGACUUUGACGACGACGCCUGUUUAGAUGUAUGCGAACCACCAUCGCCAGCUUGCUAACAUUAAAGAAUUGCAUAACAGUACCAACACAAUAACGCCUCAGGGACAAGUUUGUUGUUGUGGAAUGAAGCUGUUGUUUACAGGAAAACGUCUGCGAACGUGUUGUGUCUGCCAUUAUAAUUUAUUCAGACACGAGGGCCAAGGUCGCGCAUCGUUUGAGUGUAAACACAUUUUAGUGUUCUGUGUACUGACAUCGAACUGACUAAUUCGAAGAUGUGCAAUCUUUAUCAAGAGACUUCUUCAUCACAUUUCAACUUUUCAACAUCGUAGCUGUUUAAAAAAAAUGUCAAAAAAUAUACUUUUGUUGUCGCUUUCGUUCUGACAACCUCGUAUUUGUCUAUAUUAUCACGCCACACAUACAUUAAAUAUGUCAUUUGAAGCGUUAGUUAUGACCAUUUUAUGUUUUGAAUUUUUUUCCUUGUAGAUUUGUUUUACUUGAAAUAGUAGUAAAAUGAAUUUAAAAAUGUACAUAUGCGAAUGAAGCUACAAAGUUAGGUGAAAUGUGCUUUUUGUAUCAAAACAGUUUAUUAAUAUUUAAUUAAAUGGUAAAUUCCAUUCAUGACAACUAAUUGAUAAUGUCCAUAUUUGUUGUUAAUAUUGUGGUCCUGCUCGUCAUCAAUUUUGCAGGGUAUAUUGGAAAACAGGUAUUGUCAAUAUUUGAGUAGUUUGUAAUGAUUUAUAUAUUAUAUAUAUAUACAUACAUAACAGGGUUUUAUGUUUUCUAGAAUUUAUUUACAUUAUUUUGCAAUUUGUGGAAGUAGCUUCCAGUGAACCAAGUAUGCAAAACACUGCAUCUCUCUGGUUUUGCAUACAUGUGUUCAGUGCAUGUUAGGUGGUGCAAUCAAGUAAUAUAUAACCAUGUGGUAUAAAUGGUGUUUUAUAUUUGGUGCUAAUAUAAUUUACUUUUGGAUUAUAUACCUAAAAAUCAAGACUGGUAAUUUCCAAGCUAAGUAUUGCCAGCCUAGUUAAGUUUAGCGUGCAAGUACAUAAUGCUCCAAAAAAAAAAAUGAGCCAAUUAGUUAUAGUGUGCAUGGCUGUAAUAAGUCACAUCUUUUUCUGUCAUCUUUUCUCUUUAUUAUAGUUAUAAACAAAAAAUACAAAAAGAGUACUUGUAGUUUAUUUUGCUUUUUCAUUUGCCAUUUGUUUUUACACUCGUUUCAAUUUACCCAAGGAUGUUGUCAACUGUUAAUUGUUAUAAAUAUUUAUAAAUGUGUUUUCACAGUGAGAGGUGGUCUUUUGUAUUGCCCUUUAUGUGGGAGGCUAAGGUCAUCUCAAAAUUAUGUUCAUCUGCACCUGUGAUGUCAAAAUAGCAGUUGCUAUGAUUGGUUAAACAGUUUUUCAACUGCCAUUUUGAUUUUCCAAAUGUUAUUUAAAUAUUUAUAAAUUGAAUGCAAAUCACAUCCAUAGGUGAUCUGAAAUGAGAAUACAUUGAGAAGUAUUUGUGUUUGCCAAAAGAGUCUUUCCAAAGAGGCCCAGCUGUUUUAAAAAGCUGGUUCCGCACAAACUCAGUCAUUUUUUACUUUGUUAUUAAACUAUUCUCAUUGCUUUUUUUCUGAUUUGUCAACAUUUUCAUAAUUUUGUAAUUUGUGUUACAAUCAAGUUGAGUAUAUUAUAAUUAAAAGUCAUUAAAUAUGCGAGUGAUUAAAUAUGUAAA